GGAACACUCAGAGCUCUAUAAAAGCCCUCGGCCCCUUGGCCUCUCACAUUCUGCUCCCCUGGGCAGCGCCUGACUUCGCUUGAGAGCUGGUUUUUCCCUACAGCCCCAACAUGAUUUACUCCUCUGGAAGAGAAUCCUACUUCAACCUGAACUCCACCUGGUACGAUCCCUCGGGAUCCUGGCUGGACACCCGGCGCACGCCCUUCCGCUACGGCUACGCCAACUGCUGCUCCUCGGGCUGUGACGGCGAAGGCGUGGAGGGCAUGAGGGGCCACGACUACCGGCACUACGGCUACCGGCAGCCCCGCUGCUCCGAGCGCUGCCACGGCUACUCCGGCUCCUCCUCCUCGUGCCACGGAGGGGGCUCCAGCUGCGUCAGGAGACCCACGUACAGCUACAGGGCAUCAGGGGGAUGCCAGGGCUACGGGAGGUCCGUGUGCUCCGAGAGGUGCCAUGGAUCCUCGGGCUCAUGCCAUGGGGGCAGCUCCAGCUGCGUCAGGAGGCCCACGUACACCUACGGGGGCUCGGGGGGAUGCCAGGGCUACGGGAGAUCCGUCUGCUCCGAGAGGUGCCACGGGUCAGGGGCCCAGGGUGGGAAGCCGUGCUGUGGGAAGCCCGUGCAGAGCAUCCCAGUGCAGACCUGUCCCCCUCCAGUGCAGGCCUGUCCCCCUCCAGUGCAGAUCUGUCCCUGUCCCCCUCCAGUGCAGACCUGUCCCCCUCCAGUGCAGAUCUGUGCCCCGCCGGUGCAGCAGGGCUGUGUGCCCGUGGCCAAGGGUAUCAUCCCCCACCAGCAGCAGAAGCAGAUCUGCAAAGUGCCAGCCCGGAAAAUCAAGUAAAGGAUGUGAGGAGUGAGGGGAAACAAAGGAAACUUGUCCCUCUUGCCCCGUGUCCCUGUCCUGCUUUGUCACCGAUCUCGGCUCUGUCCCCUCGCUUGUAACGCGCUCUGAAGGUGUGACCCACCGUCUCUGUGAAAUUUAAAACGCUCUUCACCUUAUUUCACAGAGGACGUGGAGGCAAUAAAAAACGCUGGCUCAAA
This is a messenger RNA of Corvus hawaiiensis (hawaiian crow), 1036 nucleotides long. RefSeq names its product keratin-associated protein 5-2-like. Lineage: Eukaryota; Metazoa; Chordata; Aves; Passeriformes; Corvidae. The transcript is spliced from 2 exons. The coding region runs from base 111 to 836 and encodes 241 amino acids. The record is from RefSeq and is a predicted model, not a curated record.